Aedes albopictus (Asian tiger mosquito) is the source of this 4017-nucleotide messenger RNA. RefSeq lists its product as uncharacterized. The transcript has 2 exons. NCBI's taxonomy places the organism in Eukaryota, Metazoa, Arthropoda, Insecta, Diptera, Culicidae. The record is from RefSeq and is a predicted model, not a curated record. Bases 2255 to 3907 code for a protein of 550 amino acids.
UUGUGGCGGUACCAAGAAUAUUUGAAUUAGAAAAUGAAUUAAUAAAUAAAGUUGUACAGAAUUUGAACUAGUCCAUUGAAUUACCCCCUGUAUAUAGAUCACUCAAGUUGAGUGAAAUCAAACUAGAGUUUAUGUGUUCAUUUGCUCCACUCCGCAUACCAAGAACAGAAUGAGUGCCCUGUGUAAUUCUGGCGCCGAGCGUAAAGCGACAGCCAAAUCUAAAAUCGAGUCUGUGCUUCGGGCAUCGACCGGGGUUCAAGUAUCGUUGACCCCUCAAUUCUUUUAUUAAUGUUCGGGAGGGAUACGAGUUGAUUGAUCGGGUCUUCAGAGGGAAAUGGAAUGCUUUCUCCGGACGGGUAGAGAAAGUGGUGUGUGUGAAGGCGAUUUUUGACCUUCGCGAAAUUCCACUUCGUGGAUUUCGCGUAAUUUCCGGCGACGAAGAUCUUCAUAUCUCGCGCCUAUUCUGAGGAUCCUAGAACUUGACUCGUCCACUUCGUUCUGGACUGCGGAAGAGGCGAGAUCGGUCCCAGUAAAGUUCCGCGCCGUGGUGUGAUAGUUCAGUUAGCUAGUUAGGCAAGUUUAGUGCCGUAGUGCGAUUGUGCGAAAGGCGGUUUUUUAGUGCGAGUGUUGAACCUUGGAUGCGACAGGUUCGUGGCAAGUUGCGAGGCCCGUCACACCACACCCCCAAAGUCAGCGACCGUUUUCGACCCCGCUUUCCAGCUUCGGAGUUUGGCCCGGCGAUACACGUGGGCCGGAGGGGCAGCGUCCGUCAAUACCGCGCCCUUGGCAGGGCGGCAACAUCGAAGUCCGGUUCCGUAUCGGCAACCAUACCGUGAAAGAGUAGAUCAGUCAAGUUUUCCGUGAAGAAAAAGUUUUGGAGUGAGCACCGACCGGUUUCGAACCGGAGUCCCCCGCGUGAGGAGCACGCUCGCUACCUCGACGCCACCGCUGGUGACGACCAGUGGAUCGACGGCUGUAUCCCGUCGGACGACCACGAACCACGUGUGAGGCGCCGUUGAGCACGGCAAUCGAAUGAUCCGGUAGGAGAACACCCGGAGCAGGAGUCACCGCGUGUCAACCACCUGACCCGCCGCAGUAGCAACAAGCGACCGCCGAUGCCUCCACACAAGUAAGAUCAAACCGUGAGUACUCUGAUCAUUUUUUUCCCAUGCGCAUGGUGAUUUUCGCCCCUAGUUUGGUCUACCCGCUAGCGUGGCCCCACCGAUCUUUUUUCCCGCGCCCUACCGUUCGCCCGCUUAUGCGAAGUAGUCGGCUGCUAUAAAUUGCACGGUUUUUUUUGCAAAUGAACAACGAAAGUCGCACCGCACAUAAAUGAAUUGACCGCACGAAGAGAAAGGAAGAGAGAAUAGAAGCUAGAGGGAAUGAGAGUUUAGCUAGGCCUAGUGUAUAAGAUUAUAUCGAUAAAGUAGAAUGAAAUUGUGGUAAAUAUAGAGAGAAAUGAAUUUGGGAUAGAUGUGGAAUUGGUAGUUUCGAUGCGUAAGAAUAAAUGAGUAGUUUGGGCAAAGUUGCGUUGAGUCGUUCUUUUAGUGGGAGAAAUCUGAAGAGGUAGAUGUAGAAGGGAUUUCACGUUUCCGGUCGUUUUUUCAGUUUUUAGGUCAUUUUCUGGGGAGGUUGGCCCUGAAUCCAACCAAAGGGACAUUUCUUCAAUCGAACGAAGAUUCGUUCGAAGUGUUUGGGUCUUGUUUUCCCGUGAUGAUAACCGUCGCGAGCCUUACUUUGUCGCCGGCGAAAAUCAAUUUCACGUACACCAAUUUCUUUAUUUGCACGACUCCGGUCGUGAGGCAUUUCGUUUCCCUGAUCAGCCAGCUCGUUUCCCGCCCAUUCAUUUGGGAAAAACUUGAACCCUACCCUGAAGGGUCUCAAUAAGGUCGGGCAACCAUCAAUCUCGGUAAGUGGUCUCUCUCGGGAGUGGCGCUUAAGCCAUUUUUACUUGUCACCGGGAAACUCGCAAGGCUGUCGGGUUACAUUUGGCGCCCAACAGAAUUGGCAAAACACAACUCAUUAUUGUAGCGGUUUUUUAGUUUUUGGUGAGCAAAAAUACUCUUAUUUUUAUUUUUCCCAUAUUUUUCUUUUAUUUUCUUUUUUUUAAGCUAGAAUUACUGAUAAGAUUUCUUUGGACUUGAUUUUGUAUUAUAUUGAAGUGUUUUUGAAUUCGUUAAAUAAGUGCUUAAGCAACAUUCCUCAGUUUUUUUUCUCUUCUUCGAUUUUUUUGCGCUCUCAGUAGAAUUUAAAAAUGGAUAAGUUUCCAUACGCCGAACAUUUAAAUUUGGAGGAAGUUGACUAUGAACUUCUCAUACGAGGCGUUUUAGAUGAGAAAAUUGCAGCUCUUGAUCUGCCAAGUAAACAGAGAUAUCUGCGAACGUUGUUCAAAGCAGAUCUUAAAAAUUUGCAAAAUUAUCCUUCACCGUACAGUAUAUCUGAGGAGUACGACCAUAUCAAUGGGAGGAUUACGGAUCUGGUUAGUGCGUUGGAACGUUGUGGGUUGGAACAACGGUUUGUUUCUCGGUUGUUACACUACUAUUACCGUGCGAAGAGGUGCCUUGCUGAUCAAGAGGGUGAAGCGCUACUAAAGCGUAAUCUAGUGCGUCGUAUCGGAGAGUGUAUGAAAGGGUACAAAAUAGGGCCACCAGCUUCCGAGUACGUAGAGAAAAUCAACGAUGUGCUUAACGAAGCAGACGGAAGUAGGUCAGGUCAGACGGGGCAGUUUCCGAACAGCAGCACUCCUAAGGCAACCGGGACCGUACCGAAGGUAGCAGGGAUGACACCGAAGGAUCAGGUUCCAAACGACACAACGGGCGGACUAGAAAAGGAUGUACAUGCACGGAUGAACCACAUGGAAAGGAUGAUCGAAAGCGUGACAAAGAUGUUGACGGAGCGUGAGCCACCGAUAGCGCAAACCGGUGGCACAGCGGAGCACCAACGCGUCGUAGCUGCUCGGAAUCCGAUUGGAACACCGAACCGAACGACACCGAACAUCUCAACCGAAGAAGACGAACUUUUCGGCUUGCUGAAAAACGUCAGUAGGUUACUGAAAGAGCGACAGGGUACGCAGCAGGUAGUUGGACAAGAACCGGAAAGAGAAAUGGUUCGGUCACGUUUAUCCGGAUUAUUCGGCCCAGUUGAACCAGUGGAAACGGAAAGAGCGGCCGAAUGCGGAAGAGAACAGACCUCCCGUCAUUAUGAGGUAGCCCAGGAGCAGCAGAGGGCGAUGAGGAACACGAGAGAACGAGACGACUCAGACGAUUCAGACGGCGGUAGUUUUGCUUCCCGAAGAAGGGAAGGGUUCCAGAGACGUGGACAGGAUCACGACGACAGACGAGCUCGUGGUCGAGAUUAUGGGAUGCGAGACCACCUCAACAGAGUGGAGAAGUGGAAGCUCAGAUUCAGCGGAGACUCCAGAUCAGUGACGGUAGAGAACUUCCUGUACAAGCUGAACAAAAUCGCAGAGCUUGAGGGAGUUCCGGAACGACAGCUUCUGAGGGACAUCCAUCUGCUGCUGGAAGGACCGGCAUCCGACUGGUUUUUCACCUUUGUGGACGAGUUCGAGGAUUGGCCGACGUUCGAAAGGCUCAUCAAGUUCCGCUUCGGAAACCCUAACCAGGACCAGGGAAUUCGCCAGAGGAUCCAGGAAAGGAAGCAGCAGCGAGGAGAAUCGUUCAUCGCAUUCGUCACCGAGAUCGAGAAGCUCAACCGAAUGCUGUCGAAGCCACUGUCGAGGACGAGAAAGUUUGAGUUCAAGCUAUGUGCCUCUUUACGAGCAACUACCGAUUACGAUGAGUACGAAUCGAGAAGAAAACACCUGCGGGGUAAAAUUACUUCGAUUUUGUCGAACCAUGAAGAGGAAAUCGGAAAGGUGGUAAAACUGGACCGAAAGUACUUGGAUUGAGAUCCAAAAUCCACUAAAAUGUUUCAAAAGCUAUGAAAAAAUCUCAAUGAGUGACAACGAGAAACUAGUUUCCCCUAAAAACACCACUACGGGUCGAAAAAUCGUCAAUU